AUGUUGCUCAAACUGCUCGUCGCGGGAUGCAUUGUCCUGGUAGUUUCCGGUGCUAGUAUCAAUCGUGAACAAGAAAAAAAGGAUCAUACUGCCGAUGGUAAAGGACAGGGCAAUAAACAUAAACGACAGAUUGACUGGUAUUAUCCCAGUUAUGAACCAGAGUACUAUCCACAGUACUACCCACAGUACGAAUCGGUGUAUUAUCCCAAAUACGAGCCAGAGUACUACCCCAAAUACGAGCCAGAGUACUACCCCAAAUACGAGCCAGAGUACUACCCCAAAUACGAACCAGAGUAUUACCCCAAACCCGAGCCUUACCCUAAGUACUAUCCAAAGUACGAACCGGUGCAUUACCCUAAACACGAAACGAAGCACUAUCCAAAGUACGUUGAGAAGAAGCAUUGCAAGAAACCAAAGACAACUACCACAACUACAACCACAAAAAAACCCCCGAAAAUUAUAUCGAAACCAAUUCCAAUGUUACCUGACAAGCAAACUCUGCUCAAUACGAAACUUGCAUUGAAAUUUGGAACAACUACAACAACAGAGCGGCAUCACUACUACUAG
This is a messenger RNA of Ochlerotatus camptorhynchus, 567 nucleotides long. RefSeq names its product procyclic form-specific polypeptide B1-alpha-like. The record is from RefSeq and is a predicted model, not a curated record. The transcript is spliced from 2 exons. Bases 1 to 567 code for a protein of 188 amino acids. NCBI's taxonomy places the organism in Eukaryota, Metazoa, Arthropoda, Insecta, Diptera, Culicidae.